Messenger RNA from Penicilliopsis zonata CBS 506.65, 1035 nucleotides. RefSeq lists its product as hypothetical. The record is from RefSeq and is a predicted model, not a curated record. Gene Ontology annotation, cellular component: cis-Golgi network; endoplasmic reticulum; membrane. Gene Ontology annotation, molecular function: ER lumen protein retrieval receptor activity. The transcript has 2 exons. Lineage: Eukaryota; Fungi; Ascomycota; Eurotiomycetes; Eurotiales; Aspergillaceae. Gene Ontology annotation, biological process: endoplasmic reticulum to Golgi vesicle-mediated transport; protein retention in ER lumen. The coding region runs from base 1 to 1035 and encodes 344 amino acids.
AUGAACAUCUUUCGCAUCCUGGGCGAUCUGGCCCAUAUCUCGUCGAAAUGCAUUCUUAUACUGGCUAUCCACCGAAACAAGAGCGCAGAGGGCGUUUCGCUCCUCACCCAACUCCUCUAUGCCCUUGUGUUUUUGAAUCGGUACAUCGAGUUGUUUUUGUUUAGAUGGCAUGACAGCACCUGGAACAUCUUCUUCAAAAUCUUCUACAUUCUCUCGUCGAUCUACAUCAUCGCCUUGAUGAUGAAGGUCUAUCCGCGAACAAGGGAGAGGGAGAAGGCGUGGAAACUGGCCAUCUGGUCUGUGGGUGGGUCGAUAGUGCUGGCUCCCAUUGUACUCUGGAUCUUUUCUUCAGAAUAUCCCCGACACUGGUUUACUGAGGUGAGUGACUUCAUCGGGAUCCUGCCCCAGAACUCUAGAAACGGCUCGCUGAAUGAAUGGGGGAAACUACUACAGACAACCUGGUCAUUUUCGAUCAUCCUGGAAUCCGUCUGCGUGUUGCCGCAGCUCCUUCUUCUGCGCCAGACAACCGUCCCGACAGUGAUCGACUCCUACUAUCUCGUAACACUAGGUUCGUAUCGGGCGCUGUACAUCCUGAACUGGCUGGUGCGAGGAUUCGGUCCCGAACAUUUCUGGGACCCCGUUGCCGAUAUCUUCGGGGUGGUGCAGACCGCGUUCUACGUCGACUUUGCCUGGGUCUAUUAUUCCCGGCAGCGCGUGAAGCUCCGCAACGGCGGAAUCGUCGAUUCCGAGGAUUUGCGCAACAGCUGGCUAGUAAAUAAGGUGUUCAGCUUCCGAGCUCGACGCAGCACCGACGAAGAAGAACAACUCCAUACCGAUCAUCAAGGAGACGAAGCUGACAGCCAUUCCCGGAACAACCGCUGGGGCGCAAGAGGCGUCUCGAUCGCAGCCGAUGAUACCCUCACCGACCAUGAUCGGAACAAGGCAGCUCCUCGAAAUGAUACUCUACAAGACAUCUUCGAAGACGAAGAUUCCGGGUCCGAUGAACCCGGUCACUCGAUUGUGGCAGGGCCAUGA